CUACGCAUGGCUGAGUCAGUGACUGUGAGAAAUUGAAUUGAAUUAAUAUCUAGAGGGGUUUGCGUCUUUGAACACUUAAUGGACUGUAUAGCUACAAUCUCUUAUCCUUGAGGGGAAGAUGAUGGAGGAAAAAGUAAAGCUCGCUGAUGGUGCAGUGAACUACUGAAGAAAUGAUGGAAAUACCAAAUAUGCUGAACUUAACAAGUAAUGCCAAAGGAUGCUGAUCUGGCUUUCAAAGCUGCCUUCUUGGAAGGAACAGAAUUCCUUUGUGUCCUGAUUUCAAAAUUAUUCCCAUGCUUUUGUGUUUCUUCCCUGAUAGAUACAAGAGGAAGCACCUCAUCUCGUGUUGCUAAAGGAGUAGACUACACAAAAAUGAGCCUCCAUGGUGCGAGUGGUGGACAUGAGAGAUCAAGGGACAGACGCAGAUCAAGUGACCGAUCCCGUGACUCAUCCCAUGAAAGAGCAGAAUCUCAGCUCACUCCGUGCAUCAGGAAUAUUACUUCACCAACAAGACAGUAUCAUUCUGAUCGAGAAAAGGAUCACAGUUCAUCUCGACCAAGCAGUCCUCGUCCUCAGAAGACCUCCCCUAACGGUUCGGUGGUUAGCAUGGGGAACAGCAGCAGAAACAGCAGCCAGUCGAGUUCAGAUGGGAGCUGCAAGGCUAGCGGCGAAAUGGUAUUUGUGUACGAAACUGGAAAAGAGGGAGCUCGGAAUGUAAGAACUUCUGAACGAGUAACACUCAUAGUGGAUAACACCAGAUUUGUUGUAGACCCUUCCAUCUUUACUGCACAACCUAAUACAAUGUUGGGCAGGAUGUUUGGAUCAGGCAGAGAACAUAACUUUACACGUCCUAAUGAAAAAGGAGAGUAUGAAGUUGCUGAAGGAAUUGGUUCCACUGUGUUUCGUGCUAUUCUGGAUUAUUACAAGACUGGAGUGAUACGCUGUCCUGAUGGAAUAUCUAUUCCUGAACUGAGAGAAGCAUGUGACUAUCUCUGUAUUUCUUUUGAGUACAGCACUAUUAAAUGCAGAGAUCUCAGUGCUCUCAUGCAUGAAUUGUCAAAUGAUGGUGCUCGCAAACAAUUUGAGUUUUAUCUAGAAGAAAUGAUUCUCCCAUUAAUGGUAGCUAGUGCCCAGAGUGGUGAGAGGGAGUGCCACAUUGUUGUGCUGACAGAUGAUGAUGUUGUUGACUGGGAUGAAGAGUAUCCUCCACAAAUGGGAGAGGAAUAUUCACAAAUUAUUUACAGCACAAAAUUGUAUAGAUUCUUCAAAUACAUUGAAAAUCGAGAUGUGGCCAAAUCAGUUCUGAAGGAAAGGGGGCUGAAGAAGAUCCGCCUGGGCAUUGAAGGUUAUCCUACAUACAAAGAGAAGGUGAAAAAGCGACCGGGCGGAAGGCCAGAGGUGAUUUACAACUAUGUCCAAAGACCAUUCAUUCGGAUGUCCUGGGAAAAGGAGGAGGGAAAGAGCCGACAUGUUGACUUCCAGUGUGUGAAAAGCAAAUCUAUCACAAACUUGGCAGCAGCAGCAGCAGAUAUACCCCAGGAUCAGCUUGUGGUAAUGCACCCUACCCCCCAGGUAGAUGAGCUGGAUAUUCUGCCUAUUCACCCUCCACCCAGUAACAGUGAGAUGGAUACUGAGGGACAAAACCUACCGCUCUGAUCCAGACUCUCACUAAAAUAAAAGCAUGCUCCUUUAAAGUGACUCUGUACUCAGCUCAUGCUACACUGCAAUUCCAGUGUUUUCCAUUGUGUAACAGUGUUCAGGAUAUUGCAGGAUGGACCUUGGAAAAGGCCAAAGGGAGUACCCCAUUGGUUUUGAGAGUACAGAGCAAACAUCCCGGGGUUACAGUUACAUACAUGUACGUGUUUACCAGUAGGUUUGUGACAUUGGUGAUUUGUAUGCUGGACUGUCCUCACUCUUAAGGCCACCAAAAACCAGUGGGAUGCUGGUGGCUAGUGUACAUCAGUGUUGUUCCAUGGGGGUUAGACUGCAGAAUUGGAAUUGAUAGUAGCACUUUAUAAAUGGUUGAUAAAUGGAAUUUGAAGCCAUUUUUUAUAAAUGUAUUGCACAAUACUAACAAAGUGCUUCUAUCAAGUAUUAACUGUAAAUAGUUUUGCUCUGAAUAGACUGACCCUUUUAAAGUUAUUGUAUAUGGUUGAGCACAAAACUACUGUUGGGUUUUUGGAUUGAAGACACGAUUCAAUUACCCAUGUAACAUCUUGUUGAAGUUCUUCAGUGAAUUUUUUCACUUGUUUGCAGCGUGAGCCAUGUUCAAAAAUUGUGAACGAUGGAUAGGGGCUUUAUCUUCAAUUUUGCCUUACCUUACUCUGUUCACAGCUAUUUAUUUAAUACAUUUUUCAUAAGUGUCAUGAAAUAGGAAAAUGCAAAUGGUUCAUUCUUCAUUUAUUAAUGAUUGUAAACAAGUUUUUCAUGCAAAUAAAGUUUCCAUUAUUUUAAUGGGUUUGAAUUAUCAGUGAAUGAGACUGUAGAGAUGAUUUUUGAAAGUACUUGCUUUUUUUUCCUCAGGGAAGGAUGGUUAACACUAAGUGAAAAACAAGUAUUUCUUAACAGUAAGGUAGGCUGACAGUACCAGCUUUCUCUUUGUUUUUCUUGGUAAGUAAUAAUAGCUUCUUCAGAAAUGUAUUGUAGUGACAGUCUUGUGUGUGUGAGGUUUUGUUU
Dryobates pubescens (Downy woodpecker) is the source of this 2676-nucleotide messenger RNA. RefSeq names its product BTB domain containing 10 (gene BTBD10). The coding region runs from base 208 to 1656 and encodes 482 amino acids. NCBI's taxonomy places the organism in Eukaryota, Metazoa, Chordata, Aves, Piciformes, Picidae. Gene Ontology annotation, biological process: positive regulation of phosphorylation. The record is from RefSeq and is a predicted model, not a curated record. Gene Ontology annotation, molecular function: protein binding. The transcript has 8 exons. Gene Ontology annotation, cellular component: cytoplasm.